UCUGUUGGGAACCUUUGCCCUAUUUUCCCCUACCACGAAUUCCGGGCGAGGGAUCGGGCGAGAGAGCCGGCGGAGCGCAGCGCGCCUGCUUCUCAGCUGGAUUUUCGCUGCUCAUUUCACGCGGCGCCUCCAUUUCCUUGGUCCAGGUUCGGAUUGGCGAGGAUCGAGCGUCAGAUUGCUGGAUCGCCUCGCAGAUCGGUGAAUGCAUUGCCUCGCGGCUGGGAAUUCCGCCCCCGGCCUCGAUUGAGCUGGUGCUGCCGAAGGGAGAGAGUAUUGCCCGCAGAUCUGCGGGCGCGAUUAUGAUGGAAGAUGGCCAAGAUGCGGAGAAUGGCAUGGGUUCCUACCAGGAGAAGCCCAGGACGUUUCCAGCGCUCCGAACCAAGUCAACAGCACCCUUUUUCUUGAGGUUCAUAUACAACAUGGAUAAGCGAGUAUACUAUCUCCUCACGGCAUUUAGUUUGGUGGCGAUGUUCUAUGUCGGAGUUCGGACCUCCUCGAUCAUCGUCUUCGUCUUCGCGGUGUGCACGCUAAGCAUUUUCUUUGCGACUUACCUCUCGUCAUGGGUGCUUGCAAAGGACGAAGGACCGCCUGAGAUGGUCCAGAUAUCAGACGCAAUUCGGGACGGUGCAGAAGGCUUCUUUCGCACCCAGUAUGGUGCAAUUACCAACAUGGCCGUGGUUCUCGCCUUUGGGAUCCUUGGUAUUUAUUUGUUCAGGAGAUCCACGCCACAGCAAGAGGCAGCUGGGAUUGACAAAGCAACAUCAGCAUUUAUUACCGUGUUGUCGUUUUUGCUUGGAGCUCUAUGUUCUGGCAUCGCUGGCUACGUUGGAAUGUGGGUUUCAGUUAGAGCUAAUGUGCGAGUAUCAAGCGCUGCUAGAAGAUCUGCCAGAGAGGCGUUGCUGAUAGCUGUGAGAGCGGGAGGAUUUUCAGCGCUCAUCGUUGUUGGUAUGACGGUUUUGGGCGUAGCUGUCCUCUAUGCUGUGUUUUACGUCUACUUGAAUGUGGACUCUCCGACUGGCAUGAAAGCUACAGAAUUGCCACUUUUGCUCGUCGGGUACGGAUUUGGAGCAUCUUUUGUGGCACUUUUUGCUCAACUUGGUGGUGGUAUAUACACGAAGGCAGCUGACGUUGGUGCUGAUCUUGUCGGUAAAGUUGAGCAAGGCAUUCCGGAGGAUGACCCCAGAAAUCCUGCAGUAAUUGCGGACCUGGUUGGAGAUAAUGUUGGUGAUUGUGCUGCUCGUGGUGCUGAUUUAUUCGAAAGUAUUGCUGCGGAGAUAAUUAGCGCCAUGAUUCUGGGAGGCACUAUGGUCAAAAGAUGCAAGCUAGAAGAUGCAUCUGGGUUUAUACUUUUUCCGCUUGUGGUUCACUCCUUUGACCUCGUUGUCUCGGCGAUUGGCAUCCUGUCGAUAAAAAAUGCACGGGAAGUGGGAACCAAAUACAUGGAGGACCCCAUGGCGGUUUUGCAAAGAGGAUAUAGCGUUGCUGUUGUUUUAGCUGUGAUUACCUUUGGAGCGUCUACAAGGUGGCUUUUAUAUACUGAGCAAGCGCCUACGGCAUGGUUCCACUUUGCCUUGUGCGGACUCGUAGGCAUUAUCACGGCGUAUCUCUUUGUCUGGAUCUCUCAAUACUACACUGACUACAAGUACGAGCCUGUGCGACUGGUGGCUCUUGCUAGCAGCACCGGGCACGGAACAAAUAUUAUAGCGGGCGUUGGCCUUGGACUGGAGUCGACAGCCAUGCCCGUUCUGGUCAUAAGCGUCGCGAUUGUAUCAGCUUAUUGGCUUGGAAGAACGUCAGGGCUGGUGGACAGUAAAGGUGCUCCCGUCGGAGGUUUAUUUGGCACUGCCAUUGCUACAAUGGGGAUGCUGAGUACAGCUGCGUACGUGCUGACCAUGGACAUGUUUGGUCCCAUUGCUGAUAAUGCUGGCGGAAUUGUUGAGAUGAGCCAACAACCGGAGAGCGUGAGAGAUAUUACUGAUGUUCUUGACGCAGUCGGCAACACUACCAAGGCAACAACCAAGGGAUUUGCUAUAGGCUCCGCUGCGUUAGCAUCUUUUCUUCUGUUCAGCGCUUAUAUGGACGAAGUAUCGUCUUUUACUCAGAUUAGCUUUACUGAGGUUGACAUUGCAAUCCCAGAAGUUUUUGUAGGUGGCCUGCUAGGAGCAAUGUUGAUAUUUGUAUUUAGUGCAUGGUCGUGUGCGGCAGUAGGCAAAACAGCACAGGAGGUUGUGAAUGAAGUUCGACGGCAAUUCGCUGAGCGGCCUGGAAUCAUGACCUAUCAAGACAAGCCCGAUUACGGCCGAUGCGUAUCAAUUGUGGCAAAAGCAUCACUACGGGAGAUGAUUAAACCCGGUGCACUAGCUGUUAUCUCCCCUAUAAUUGUUGGUGUUGUCUUUAGAAUAGUAGGAGUUUACACGGAGCAGCCACUGCUGGGAGCAAAGGCAGUGGCAGGAAUGCUAAUGUUCGCUACCGUGUCUGGAAUUUUGAUGGCGCUCUUCCUCAACACCGCGGGAGGAGCUUGGGACAACGCCAAGAAGUUCAUCGAGAGUGGUGCAUUGGGCGGCAAAGGUAGCGAGGCUCACAAAGCUGCUGUUACCGGCGACACAGUUGGGGAUCCAUUCAAGGACACUGCCGGACCAUCUCUCCACGUCUUGAUAAAGAUGCUAUCGACGAUCACGCUGGUGAUGGCACCACUGUUCUUGGAGAGCUGAAUGGAAAAACAAAAGAAACGUUUUAAAAGCGCUUUUAAAGCAAGCUCGUGCUAAGAGAACCUUGUGGAAGAGCACUUGAGCAUUGGCUGUUUAGCAAUGAGCAUAUGCACUGCAUGGAUGUGGCGUUUCAAUAGAGACUAAAUGCUGGGAUCCCAUGGAAAUGUAUUGUGAUCCUGCACUCUUUUGAGUUUGAUUGCCACUAUUUGCUACUAGCAAUAAAUCUAGCAACAGUGCUGUGAAAGUUU
Selaginella moellendorffii is the source of this 2956-nucleotide messenger RNA. Its product is annotated as pyrophosphate-energized membrane proton pump 2. The transcript has 14 exons. Gene Ontology annotation, biological process: proton transmembrane transport. The record is from RefSeq and is a predicted model, not a curated record. Gene Ontology annotation, cellular component: membrane. Gene Ontology annotation, molecular function: diphosphate hydrolysis-driven proton transmembrane transporter activity; inorganic diphosphate phosphatase activity. Lineage: Eukaryota; Viridiplantae; Streptophyta; Lycopodiopsida; Selaginellales; Selaginellaceae. Bases 300 to 2711 code for a protein of 803 amino acids.